Drosophila eugracilis is the source of this 1109-nucleotide messenger RNA. RefSeq names its product protein Flattop homolog. The record is from RefSeq and is a predicted model, not a curated record. Lineage: Eukaryota; Metazoa; Arthropoda; Insecta; Diptera; Drosophilidae. The coding region runs from base 85 to 876 and encodes 263 amino acids. Gene Ontology annotation, biological process: cilium organization. The transcript has 4 exons. Gene Ontology annotation, cellular component: ciliary basal body.
UUCAGACUCUCUUUUUGUUUAAAAAAAAAAUUCAGAUUUUAAGGAAGAAGAAAGAAAUACAAAUUCGAAAUCCCAAAUUUAAGAAUGGCCUUUAAUUUUAGCGCCCAGCAGUUUGAGAACCGAUUUGAGUCGAAACGUCUACAAAAUUGGGAAUAUCCACGAUUUUCCCCACCCCGUCCACGUGGACUCAAAAAAAACGCCAAGGUCGUAGCCUCCAGCAACGGGCACCUGCUUCCCGGAAUUCAAAAGGAAGGCAACUCCUUUGGCCAAUAUCUUGGAACGUACGAACUUCCAAGGCGAAUAACUCGCAGUUUUUGUGCCCACUACGAUGCCUGUCUGAGUGGGCGAUACAAGUUCGUCGGAUAUCCGCGUGACCUUUGCAGUUGCCAGCGGGAAAAUCGAAGGGCAUUGGCCUGCGAUAAUCGUACGACCUUGGGCCAGGAGGGGGAUCCCUAUUGGAUGCGACAGAGGUGUCAGACCAAGUGUGAGGGUCUCCAGCAGAUCACGGAUCUAAACGAUAAGAGCCAGCGCUGCAAACGCGCCAAGUGCCUAGUGGUGGUCCCAAGAACCGUGAAGAUGCCAUUGAAAUCAUCCAAGGUGACCUGUGUGGCCAUCGAAAAAAGACGCCGGAAACGCACUGUUACCGCAUUUUCUAAAACUCGACCUGCCAUGCAUGCCAAUGAAUCCACGGCCUCCUAUGAAGCUCGCCAUAAACCGAAUCCACCUCCGGAGAAGGCGGCGACAACUCCCAGUAAGCCCAAGGAUAAGCCAAAGGAUAAGGGCAAGGAAAAGGUAAAGGAAAAGGAGAAAGAGAAAGCAAAGGACAAAAGCAAAGAAAAGGAGAAGGACCGCAAGGCAGCCAAAAGCCAUUCGUAAUAUUCUGGAGUCUAUUCAACUUUGGAAAAUCAAAAUAAAAUUUUAUAGCUUCAUUUGAUAUUAAUUUUUGAGUAUAGUCAAGCACUAGCAUCCCCAUAAAUCAUGACAUAACUUAACCGAAGGUUAACUCACAUUCACAUUCACUAAACCUCAGGUUAGGACCAUUGUAUUAUACAUAACUCAUACCAUCAUUCUCGUCUUCAUCUCAUCCUAUCAUCUCGCUAUGCUCCGCU